This is a messenger RNA of Suillus plorans, 402 nucleotides long. RefSeq lists its product as uncharacterized. Lineage: Eukaryota; Fungi; Basidiomycota; Agaricomycetes; Boletales; Suillaceae. Bases 1 to 402 code for a protein of 133 amino acids. The record is from RefSeq and is a predicted model, not a curated record. The transcript is spliced from 3 exons.
AUGUCAGUCAAAGUACCAUUCUUCAUCGAACACGUCUCAUUUUCACCUAUCGCCGUCAAUAAUGCAGUCUCCACAGCGCCAAAGGAGCUCACAUUCGUCUACGAUGGCACUCCUGAAUUCGAGCAGGCAGCACGAUCGAUGGCAGAUGAGUGCCUGCUUUCAUACUAUAAUGGCAUCUAUUACAAUCUUCCAGAACAAGUCAAAGACAAGCAAUUACUCUUCUAUGUCAUUCGCGGUUCCCACAUUGGUGUAGUCACUGGCUGGGAGAAUGCAUUGAACUGCGUCCUGGGUGUUAACAAGCCUGAAUAUCACGAAGUUGUAUCUAUUGCGCUCGGGGAGCAACUGGUGAGGGAGGCGAUUGAUAAAGGCCAAGUAGAGAUGGUAGAUCCCUGGGGGCUCUGA